UAAUCUAGAUAUUAUAGUGUAUGAACGUUCAUUAAUUUAAACAUAUAUUGUAGAUUGUAGAUUUGUGGUGUAAACGCAAUUGACGAAGCCGGCGGUCAGAUCACAGGUGUUUCAGCUGCGUUGCCGUUGAAAUUUUGCUGGAGGGCCGGUAUUGGUUGACUUCAUCAGAUUCUGAGGCUUUUUUUUUUUCACUCCGAUUCAAGUUGGCCUCUUUAUCAAGUAAUUUAGCUCAAUCAAGACUAGGUUUGUGAAUUACUGGUGUUAGAACAGACAAUGGCAGCUUCGGGUGACGCAUGGGUAAGGGAAUAUAAUGAAGCAAUUAGACUUGCUGACGAUAUCACUAACAUGAUAUCUGAAAGAAGUUCACUGCCACCUUCUGGGCCAGAAGCACAGCGGCAUGCAUCGACGACGCGGAGGAAAAUUACCAUAUUGGGAACCAGAUUGGAUAGCCUGCAGUCUCUUCUACAAAAGCUUCAUGGAAAGCAAUCUCUGACAGAGAAGGAAAUGAAUCGUCGCCGCGACAUGGUAAAUAAUCUGAGAUCAAAAGUAACUCAGAUGGCUUCCACAUUGAGCAUGUCAAACUUUGCUAAUAGAGACAGCUUACUUGGCCCGGAGAUAAAGCCUGCUGAUGCGAUGAGCAGAAUUAGUGGCCUUGACAACCAAGGGGUUGUUGGUCUUCAAAGACAAGUCAUGAGAGAGCAAGAUGAGGGUCUUGAAAAAUUGGAGGAGACAGUCAUAAGCACCAAACACAUUGCACUUGCAGUGAAUGAAGAACUUGAUCUGCAUACAAGACUGAUUGAUGAUCUUGACCAGCAUGUUGAGGUUACAGACUCCAGACUACAGCGAGUACAAAAGAGACUCGCAAUAUUGAACAAGCGGACUAAGGGUGGCUGCUCCUGCAUGUGUCUGUUUCUAUCAGUUAUAGGGAUUGUCAUUUUGGUUGCUGUUAUAUAUAUGCUAGUCAAAUAUUUGUAAAUUCGAUCAAAUAUAGUUUCUCUAUUUGCGCGUUUGUGUUUUCAAAGACGGCUAUGAUUUGUUGGUUAAUGUUAUGCUGUGUGGAAAGCUUUGUAUGUAUGUUUCAACUGAGACGAAUACGGUUCUUGUAUUGCUGAUUAAGUGUAUGGUUCCCAAAUUUUGAGGCUUUGCACUGUAACUGUAAAACCUGUAUUUGCAGCUUAUGAACUCUUGUUGAUUUUGGAGUA
Molecule: messenger RNA, 1202 nt
Organism: Salvia miltiorrhiza (redroot sage)
Lineage: Eukaryota; Viridiplantae; Streptophyta; Magnoliopsida; Lamiales; Lamiaceae
Product: syntaxin-51-like
Exons: 7
Coding region: 274-975 (233 amino acids)
Biological process (GO): intracellular protein transport; vesicle fusion
Cellular component (GO): endomembrane system; SNARE complex
Molecular function (GO): SNARE binding; SNAP receptor activity
Source: RefSeq, a predicted model, not a curated record